AUGUCUUCCGCCAUGGACGUUGAAGUUUCCACUCACUAUUUUUUCGGUGAUUCAGUCGACUUUUACCACGAUUUUCAGGGAGAAUGUGAAGAUUGUGGAAGAAUAGUUCCAGAGUGGUCAUUGUUACAGUGUCAGUACGGCUUUUGCGGGAAAUUUUGCUGCACAAAAUGUGGAUUUCGUUGUCGCAACUGUGGGCAGUAUGAAGACCGCUCUGUUUCGCUUUGUUUAUCUCACGCCCUAAUGGUUUAUCCACCUUGUGAUGGUUGUAAGAAACAGUUCUGUGAUGUCUGCUCCAAGAUAUCUGUAACUCAGGUUUGUGUUUUAUGGUGACGUGGCAUAUAAAAAUAGUUAAGUUUGUACAAAACUGUACUUUUUAUCGGCCGGCUUUUCGCAUGUAAACAAAAUUUGGGCGCCAAGAUUAUAGAGUUGGUUCUGUUACGAUCAUUAAGAAGAGAAAAAGCUAAGUAACCUUCUUAGUAAAAAUACAUUUCUUGGACAUAAAUAAUUUAAAAUAGAGAUGACCAACAACGGGGAAAAAAACAUGACCGCGCAAAAUGUGUGCGUGUAGUAUAGUUCCUAUCUCUUAAAUCGAGAGUGACACUAUUAAAAAAAUAAAACAAAGAAAAUUCUUCCUGCAAUACGGUGCAGUGUAGCUACACAACCGUUAUUCUUCUACCUGUACUAUUAUAUGGCUUUCAACCGAGGUUGGCGUUUUUAAAAAAGAAGCUUGUAUUAAAAUAAUAACAAGUAAGUUGAAAUACAUUAUAAACGAGAAGGGAGGAAGAAAUAAAAGCUAAGAUCAGUAAUAGAACUGAUCUUUUAGCCUCGGGGGUGGGGGGGGGAGGGGUACUAACCCUUAACCCUUAUGUGUCCUAUACGGCAGUAUACGGGGAUGUGCCACUGGACAGGGUAUGGUUUUUUACCUCUCUGUCCUGUAAAACAGAGCAUAUAAUAAUUUCAUGUGAGUCUGUCAACAGGGUGUUGCCUGCACAAUUGAUUUGAUUUGCUGGAUCAAUUUUGUUUGUACUCCAAGUAUACAAAAGCCUAUAACAUGAAUUUGCUCUAUUGCAAUUGUCAGAAUAAUAAAUAAUAAAAUUGAGGGUGUUGUCCUAAACAGGGUAUGUAUUUUAGGAAUUUCUUUUCCUAAACAGGGUCAAGGUGUCAAACCCUCCCCCCCCCCCCCCCCGGGUUUUUGCCCUUUUUAUUUUUUUUUUUUUUUUUUUUUUUUUUUUAAAAAUUUAUAUUUUUUUUUUUUUUUUUAUUUUUAAAUUCUUCCUAAAACUUUUUUCUCUAAAAACAAAAAACAAAAAAAAGAAAAAAAUUUUAAAGAGGGAAAAAGUAGACCAGGGUGGAUUAAAUAUUGUUAUCCCAAUUUAAAAAAAAAUAUAAAAUUGAUUUUCUUUUUUUUAAUUGUCAAAAAAAAAAAUAAAAAAAAUUGGGGGUUUUGCACAAAAAGGGUUUUUUUUUUUGGAAAUUUUUUUUCCAAAAAGGGGCAAAGGGUUCAAACCCCCCCCCCCCCCCCCGGGUCUUUUAGCCUUUAUAUAUUUUAUCUUCAGUAUUAUCUGAUUCUAACACUAUCAUAUUUCUGUUUCUUUUUGAAGUGUAAAUCCUACCUGAAACAUUUCUGCACUAAAUGCCAAAGCCAAGAGAAUGAAAAUAUUUCCAAGAGUGGAACCUGUGACCAGUGUGAUAUUAAAGCUCUACACACCCUUCAGGAGAUUUGUCGCACACAAAUACGACACACCAUCAGGGGUGCAAUUGGAAAACGUGGGCCACCAUAUCACAUGCUACGGUCAAGGGAUAUAGACCAAAAUGUUCAACAUCUUCCCCUCCCUGGUCCCGUGAAAAACUAUGUGUGUUAUAAAUAG
Molecule: messenger RNA, 1868 nt
Organism: Porites evermanni
Lineage: Eukaryota; Metazoa; Cnidaria; Anthozoa; Scleractinia; Poritidae
Source: the annotation of a GenBank genome assembly